CCUGGGAUAUUCUGCUAGCAAAGUAGAUGCUCCACUAUGGAGCUAUGGUCCUUCCUGAAAAGAUGGUUUGCAUCAUUCUGGCUUGCUUGGAUGUCCUGCCCUCCUUUUGUGCGACAGAAAACAAUAACGAGAGACCCCCAGGUGGUUCUGGGUGAAAGGGGUGCAGGAUUGUAACGCUUGUUAUAGCUCCCAACUGAACUUCACACCCUUGUUUAAACUGCUGCAAAUUAAUACCUGCCCCCAUUCCAGGCCCAGCUGAUUACUCCUCACAUUUCUGUGGCCUCCUCUCCCGGCUUUUCCCUCCUCUUGCCUGGCUGGGGGGGACGGGGACUGCUUGUGCAAUACCUGGAGACUUCAACACACCCUCUGUGUGUCAUCUUCUGCUGGCUAGGGCGGCUCACUCGCUGCAACAAGCUGCUGCUUGCACAGCCGGGGAUGGGCUUGGAACGUGCAGGAGCUGCCGAAAAGCUCUGCCUCGGGGCUGGGGGCCUGCCGAGACGAGACGGGGCAAGGGCUUGCGCGUGCGGCUCCAGCUCCCAAUUCCACACCUAGGCUAAGUCAGAUCUGUGCCCCUCACACAUCAAGCUGUGCAUGAAGGAGUCGAGUGAGGUGCUGCGGGGCCAGAUGCAGUGCAUGAUGCGGACCCUCCACGACCUGAAGAGGGUGCACGACCGAGACAUCCGACUGGACCCCCAGGAGAUGAGGCCACUCUCCGCCAUGCCUUCCCCAAAGCAGUGUACCAGCCCACGGGUAUCUGCCAUUUCAGAAGCAGACUCUGCCUGUUGCCUGGAGACGGCCGUAGAGGAAGAGGUUGCCUUCUCUCCUCCGAGCAGCGAGCGGAGCUUGGAGUUUGACUCGGGCUAUUCUGAAGUGUCUGGGAGCAGCUGGCGGGAUGAGGAAGGGCCCCCACCCCUGCGAGCCAGCAAGCUUUCCUCGGGGGGCUUUCUGCGCCGCCGGGCACCCGCCAGGAGGCCUAGGCCCAAAUCUGCUUCAGAUGCCUGCUUGGAGCGGUGGCGGGAUGUCGAGCCCACAGACGCCGGGGACUGGACCGUGUCCCUUUUAUCACAGAGCCGCAACCGGCAGCCAUUAGUGCUGGGGGACAAUUGCUUUGCUGACCUGGUUGAGAACUGGAUGGACUUGCCUGAGGAGAGUGGGGAACGGGGGCGGCUGCAGCGCUGGCUGGCUAAGCCCCAUGGCUUCCUGCUCAACUUCUCUGGCAAUGUACGCCGCAGGCUGGCUGGCAUCUCACGCACGGAGCGGGCCAAACAGGACCCCGACGGCACCAAGCGUUUCUCUUGUCCCGCAGGUCUGGGAGGGCGACCUCCAUUACCCUACUUCCACCAGUCCUACGCCAACAUCAGUGAGCUUUCCACAGACUGUAGCAGCUUUGCUGCCCUCAUGAACUGCCGGAGCCGGCAGCCAAUCAUUUGCAAUGAUGUGAUUGGCUACAUCUAGCCUUGCCUCUCUUUUUUUAAUGCUCGUUUUCUUAAUGGAACAGAUUUAUAUUUUUUACAGUUGUCUGUAAAUAAAUGUCUUUUUUCUACAUUA
Molecule: messenger RNA, 1548 nt
Organism: Podarcis raffonei (Aeolian wall lizard)
Lineage: Eukaryota; Metazoa; Chordata; Lepidosauria; Squamata; Lacertidae
Gene: INKA1
Product: inka box actin regulator 1
Exons: 2
Coding region: 592-1455 (287 amino acids)
Cellular component (GO): nucleus
Molecular function (GO): protein serine/threonine kinase inhibitor activity; protein kinase binding
Source: RefSeq, a predicted model, not a curated record